AUGGCGUCCACUAAGGAGUACAGACUACUCUGCCUGGAGAACCCUCUCCUCGAUAUCCAGGCCUUCGGCAACGAAGAGCUGCUGAAGAAGUACGACCUCAAGGCCAAUGACGCCAUUCUGGCCGAGCCGAAGCACCUAGGCAUCUAUGAGGACCUCCUCAACAACUACGAUGCCAAGUUGAUUGCCGGCGGCGCUGCCCAGAACACGGCCCGCGGUGCCCAGUACUUGCUCCCUCCUAACAGUGUUGUCUACCUCGGUGGCGCUGGCGAUGACAAGUACGCCGCCAUCCUUCGCGACGCCUGCAAGCAGGCCGGUCUGCGUGUUGAGUACCGCGUUGAUCCCAAGAUCCCUACGGGUCGCUGCGGCGUCGUCAUCACUGGUCACAACCGCAGCAUGUGCACCGAUCUGGGUGCCGCCAACCACUACGAUCUGGAGCAUCUCAAGCGCCCUGACAUUUGGGCCCUUGUCGAGAACGCUGAGGCGUUUUAUAUUGGCGGCUACCACUUCACUGUCUGCCCACCUGCCAUCAUGGAGCUCGCCAACCAAGCCGCCACCAAGAACAAGCCUUUCAUCCUGUCCCUCUCCGCCCCCUUCAUCCCGCAAUUCUUCAAGGAGCCCCUCGAUGCGUCCGCCCCUUACUGGGACUACGUGAUCGGCAACGAGACGGAGGCCGCAGCCUACGCCGAGUCUCACAACCUCGGCAUCACGGACGUCAAGGAAAUUGCCAAGGCGCUGGCCAACCUCCCCAAGGCGAACACGCAGCGCAAGCGCGUGGCCAUCAUCACACAGGGUACCGACCCCACCGUCGUCGCGGUCCAGGGUGAGGACGAGGUCCAGGAGUACCCGGUGCACGAAAUCCCGAAAGAGAAGAUCAACGAUACCAACGGUGCGGGCGAUGCGUUUGCCGGCGGUUUCUGCGCCGGUGUCGUCGAGGGGCGCCCGCUGGAUGAGUGCGUUGACAUGGGCCAGUGGCUGGCGCGGCUGAGCAUUCAGGAGCUUGGUCCUUCCUACCCCUUCCCCAAGCAGACUUACACUCGCCAGAAGUAA
Molecule: messenger RNA, 1047 nt
Organism: Chaetomium strumarium
Lineage: Eukaryota; Fungi; Ascomycota; Sordariomycetes; Sordariales; Chaetomiaceae
Product: Ribokinase-like protein
Exons: 4
Coding region: 1-1047 (348 amino acids)
Biological process (GO): purine nucleobase metabolic process; purine ribonucleoside salvage
Cellular component (GO): nucleus; cytosol
Molecular function (GO): adenosine kinase activity
Source: RefSeq, a predicted model, not a curated record